GUGGCGUCACAGCGUGCGGGCGGCGCUGCCCGUGGCCGAGGGCGCCGGGCCAUGGCCUCGUCCGUGGUGCGCGCCACGGUGCGCGCCGUCAGCAAGCGCAGGAUCCAGGCGACCCGCGCAGCCCUCACGCUGGUCAGUGCCGCGGGCGGGCAGCGGGCGGGACGCGGGGACCGCGGCACCUCGCGGACCCCUUCUGCUGUUCAGAAGAUAAAAGAGCUUCUGAAAGAUAAACCUGACCAUGUAGGUGUGAAAGUAGGUGUUCGUACAAGGGGAUGCAAUGGACUUUCUUACACAUUAGAAUAUUCAAAAUCAAAAGGAGACUCUGAUGAAGAAGUAGUUCAAGAUGGGGUUAGAGUGUUUAUUGAAAAGAAGGCACAGCUGACACUUCUAGGAACUGAAAUGGACUAUGUAGAAGACAAAUUGUCCAGUGAAUUUGUCUUCAAUAAUCCAAACAUCAAAGGAACGUGUGGCUGUGGAGAAAGCUUUAACAUCUGAAAUCUCAGGAUUACUUCUUUGACUUUGAGCAGCCUAAAACACUUACUAUUAUGACUUUCAGAAGCAAAUGCAUUUUCUUCAGGUUUGUAGGCUGCGUAAAGUGGGGAUACUAUUAAGAAAAAUAAAGUUACAUAUUUGAAAAUAUAAGCUGUGUGUUAAAUUCCACCACUGAUGUAGUUAUGGUGUAAUUUCUGAUGAAUUGGGAUCUCAAAGGUAAGAACAGUAAGUGCUGCAGUAACAUCUCUGUACUUCCACUUGCCAAGGAAAUAAAAUUUCGCUGUUCUUUUCCUCUGUCAUUUUCUUUGUCAAUCCUACUCAUACUUCCCCAUUCAAAACUCAUUUGAAAGAAUACAUUGUGUUCUGCUUUGAUUUGGGGAAAACAAACAAACCAAUGAACAAAAAAUCAUAACCAUUUCUGUGUGAGUAUUUAUAAAGAUAUAUAUAUACAAGCACACAGUCCUUGCUUACUUUGUACUUUUUCAGUGCUUUCAUCUUUUUACAAGUGCAUUUUCUGGGGUUUAUUUUCCCUUAAAUUCAGGGAAAUAAAAAUGUUGUUCAUGUAGUAAUAUUGUUGUAGGCUGUGGUAGCGCCUGUUGUAGAAAUGCUUGGAAGAGGGUUAGCCUAAUUUUAAUUAUUUUCCUUUCUUUGUUGAAAGCAUAGUCCAUGCUGUACUUGGUCAUUUUCAAAGCAUGAAGUAUCUGGGUACAGGAGGGCUAAAAAGUGAUACGCAGGCCUUGUUUUUCACAUUUCAGUUUUUUAUCUUGCCCCAAUUAAGUUGCAAAGGUGGUAAAACUGCUUUUACAUUCUUAUUCCCCAUGUUCACAGAAUGUGCUGUGUUUGCACCAAAACCUAUGAAAACUUAUUGAGAGACAAAUCUCAGAUUUCUUAUUACUUCUUUUUUCUCUAAUCAUGUAUGCUACUAAUUUUGUUAGAGUUUGAACUCUUUUUCAUAACUCUUAUUAGUAGAAUUUUUUCGCCAAAGUUUGUGUUUAACUCCUGGCUUGGAUUUAACUUGAUAACAGGAGAAAAAUAAUUUUUAAUUAGAAAAAACCCUUAUUUCAUAUUACUUUUAAAUUAAUCUAGGCAGUAAUUAAAAUAAUCUAAGAGGCCAUUUUUUCUUUGGAAUUUACUUAAUCAGAAUUUUGGUUUUGUAAACAAAUGUCUUUCAAGCUUACACAAUCUGCAGCAGUUCUUCACUGGUGCUGGUACAGAAGUGUAAUGUCUCUCCAGACCUUCCCAAAACCUGGUAUGAGAGAGGAGCUGUUCCACUCUUUUAUCUCCUCAUUGUCCAGAGAUGCCAUUGUGCAGCUCAGGUGUUCACUUGUGCAGAAUAGAAGGUAACAUGUCUGCUUGAGCAACAGAUUUGAACAGCUGGUGAAAAUGGUGCAAAUAAAAAGUAGGAGGACAGCAGGAGUCUUGUAGAUGUUGAGAUGGGAAUGAUCUGAGAGCAUUAAGGCUGUGUGUUGAAAAUCCACAGGUCAUCUUGAUGUGGGCAGUUGUACCCCACAUGCCUGUCACCAACUUCUGUAGGUGUAGGAUUGCACCUACGUUUUGGUUCUUCCCUCUACACCUUUUCCCAGGGCAAAGGGAAGAAUAAAAAUUAAAAAAUAAAAAAUUACACUUCAUGUGUUUUAUGUAGUGCACAGGAACAGAAGGUCAGAAUUACUUACAGUCUAAUAGUAAAUACUCGAAUUUUGGUUGUAUAUCAUCUUUUGAUGUAAAGACACUAUUUCCUUCAACAGUCAACUGUUGCACACAGCUACUAUAUAUAGUGAUUCAGGAAUUAGUGGUAAUACACUGGUGAAGUGCUUCUGUAGUGAUGUAACUCACUCCUGCCAAACAAAAACAAGGAGUUCAUGUGAUAAGUUGCAUUACAUCUAAAACUCCAAGCUAAGGGCAUUUCUUCAGAUUGCAUUUCUCUGCUUCUUGCUAGAGAUAAGACUUUGAAUGUGGUAACACUGGUGGUUGCUAAGAGUGCUGGUACUCAUUUAACUUGUUUUGGGGCAGAGCACAUUGGUUUGAGGUUUAUUUUAGACCUGUGGCAUGUAUAGUAAUCCUUUUUGUGUUUGUGUAUGCCUUGAAUGAAAGUUUGCACUUUUGUACUCCCAUGAAGUAAUUGUCUUAAAUUGUCACCUUACUAAGACAACUAAUGCACAAUGUGUUAAACUUCUGCUAAAGUGCUAUUUACAGUUGCAUACAAACUGUAUGGUUUUGUUGAUUGGUCCAUUAUAAUUUUAUGCAACAAUGUGUGUAGAGUCCUCAAUUAUAAUAAAUAUAGCCUGUUGGUAACCAUGAAA
Messenger RNA from Pyrgilauda ruficollis (rufous-necked snowfinch), 2792 nucleotides. It is a transcript of the gene ISCA1, whose product is annotated as iron-sulfur cluster assembly 1. Gene Ontology annotation, molecular function: 2 iron, 2 sulfur cluster binding. The transcript has 4 exons. The coding region runs from base 52 to 495 and encodes 147 amino acids. The record is from RefSeq and is a predicted model, not a curated record. Lineage: Eukaryota; Metazoa; Chordata; Aves; Passeriformes; Passeridae. Gene Ontology annotation, biological process: iron-sulfur cluster assembly. Gene Ontology annotation, cellular component: mitochondrion; cytoplasm.